Molecule: messenger RNA, 1231 nt
Organism: Mollisia scopiformis
Lineage: Eukaryota; Fungi; Ascomycota; Leotiomycetes; Helotiales; Mollisiaceae
Product: Pam17-domain-containing protein
Exons: 2
Coding region: 276-1001 (241 amino acids)
Biological process (GO): protein import into mitochondrial matrix
Cellular component (GO): PAM complex, Tim23 associated import motor
Source: RefSeq, a predicted model, not a curated record
CGUCGAAUGUGUCGGAAAGACCUUGACAACCACAAAUCCUUCAGUAGCUUGUAGAGAAGUACCUAAUAACUUCUUCUACUUCGGGCACCUAGGGAGACAACUGCAUGACCUCACUUUGACUUCUCACUCAGAUUGCAGGUUGAAGACUUAUUUGAUUGGAUGAAAUUGACGCGUUAAGCGCUCAGACACGCGGAAUUUCCAAUACCUGGACCAGCUAAGAGUCAAACAACCCCGGAUCAUCACUCCACCAUAGUCGAAGUCAGUCAAGUCCAAACAUGUUGGGGGCAGCUCCUACUCUCCGCACUGCAGCUAUAGGCUGUCGAUUGCAGCCAACUCUCCUCACGCCUUGCACAUAUAGCACGACAACUUCUCCUUCCCCUCUUCGGUCAAAAGAAAGUUCCACAACUUCGAGACGACGAGUACCUAUUGCCAAACGAAAUGUAGCUUUCAAGUCUACCCCUUCAAUCGUCCGCUAUGCUUCCUCGAUUCCCUCCCCGCCUCCAACUACUUCCUCUCCCGAACCACAAGCUGUAUCCUCAGAAAAGCUAGAUUGGAAUACAUUCUUCAAGCUCCGCAAGACACGAAGACUGUUGCAGUUGGGCUCUAGCAUUGGCACAAGCAUUGGCGGCUUCACUCUUGGUGUUCAAGUUCUCACUCGCUCGGACAUGGAUGCAGUCGUCUCACAGAUUCCGCUCGAUCCUUUUAUUACCUUAGGCCUGAUCACAUUUGCAUGCGGUGGAAUUGGCUGGUUAGCUGGACCAAUUGUUGGUACAAGCGUUUUUAACUGGAGAAAUCGAAAAUUCAGAAGUCAGAUGGACGAGAAGGAGAAAGAGUUCUACAGGCGGAUCAAGCUGUACAGAGUGGACCCAAGUGCUAGUAGUAUGGCGAACCCAGUACCUGAUUACUAUGGCGAGAAAAUUUCCAGCGUAGCAGGCUAUCGACAAUGGUUGAAAGACCAACGAGCAUUCAAUAAAAAGCGAACAACGUACAUCAAGUACUAAGAUCAUAACGGCCUGCAUGGAAUAGCAAAAUGAAUGGGAGCUGCUGCACAGCCAAGUGCUUGUUUUAUAUGUCAUCGGAAUGGAAUGGAAUUGCCAGCUAAUCAUGCUGCGGAAAUCGGCGUUACGAGAGCCUCUCCCUUGUAGUAUCAAUUAGUGCGUGGGUCGUACACAAAGUACAAAUGAAAAACAACCCCCCUUUUCAGCACAAUUUAUUGGCUAGUAUUCGGGCC